Tricharina praecox is the source of this 4281-nucleotide messenger RNA. RefSeq lists its product as uncharacterized. Lineage: Eukaryota; Fungi; Ascomycota; Pezizomycetes; Pezizales; Pyronemataceae. The transcript has 5 exons. Bases 1 to 4281 code for a protein of 1426 amino acids. The record is from RefSeq and is a predicted model, not a curated record.
AUGUCUUUAGACAGCGACUUUUCCUACGACGCGUCGGCGCAAAAUCUCAAUCCUCGGCGUGCACCUGUUCCCUCUGGAGACCGGCCUCCGUAUCCGCUACAGCAGUAUGUGAGGCCGGAAAUCACUCGACAAACUGGGAAAUGGGGUUACAACGGUACUCCUUAUCCGACUAUGCAGGGAUAUCAAAGCCCAAACUUCGGCGGAGGUGUUGGUGUCGGCGAUGCGACUGACCGUCAUGGGCCGGGCACGGUGGAUUAUGGGCAGAGAUACCCGGUGGCCCAAGAAGACUACCCCAACGUAGCUACUCAACACCAGCCUCAAAAGUACGAGCAGCAGCAAACCUACCGUCCGCAACAGACAAGUCACGCACAGCAGUACUACACACAGGGACAGCCCGUCUCUACGUACACGGCCCCGACGUACACGGCCCAGGCCCUGCCUCCACAAACCUCGUCGGCCUACAUGACUCCCGCGUACACGGCUUCUGCCCCGGCUACCCAAACGUCAGAGUACUACAAGCCGUCGCCUCCACAGAGGGCACAAUCGCUAGCCCGCCAGCCAAGUGUGGACAGUUUCGGGGGACAGCCCCCAGCACAGCAGAGGACGAAUGUUGGGCAAGGGUUUCAGCAAACUUCGGGCGUGGACCAGAGUUAUCAGUACCCUAGUCGGAUCCAACCUUCAGCGCUGGCAUCUUCGUCGCAACAGUCCACCGUAUUUCCACAGGCAUCUGCGGGACAUGCCCAAGGUGCUCGGUCAACGGCUCAGUUGGCACUGUUGGAACACAAUCGGCAGGAACAACUCAAACUCUUCCAACAGCAGUCGCAGAGGGACCAACAGUUGCAGGAGGAGAGGGAGCAGCAGUUAUGGAGAGAGAAACAACAGAGGGAGCAGCAGCAGAGAGAGCGGCAGCAGAGAGACCAACAGCAGAGAGACCAACAGCAGAGAGACCAACAGCUGAGAGAGCAGCAACAGAGAGAGCAGCAGCGGAAAGAGCAGCAGCGGAAAAAGCAGCAGCUGAGAGAGCAGCAACAGAGGGAGCAACAGCUGAGAGACCAACAGCCGAGAGACCAACAGCUGAGAGACCAACAGCUGAGAGACCAACAGCUGAGAGACCAACAGCUGAGAGACCAACAGCUGAGAGAGAAGCAACAGAGGGAGCAGCAGCUGAGAGACCAACAACUACAGCGAGAGCAGCAGCUACAGAGAGAGAAAGAAUGGGCGAUUGAAAAAGCCCGGCACCAAGCCUCGAUUGUGCAACCUCCCACCUCUUUGCCUCCUCCGAUUAUACCUGUCCCUCCGGCAGAGCAGGGACAAGCGAAGUCGCCGACGCCGGUGCUGCGCUCGAAGAGCGUGCCCGUACCACCGAUGGUUAAGAAGCCUCAGAAGCCUCAGCCACGGCUAUAUCUCCCCGAGCCAGCUAAGCCUCGCGUUACUCCCGGACCGGUCGUGCCUGCUUUCGGUACUUCACAAGCUCCUCAAUCUAUCCAGGCUUCUCAAGUUUCUCAGGCUCACGGAGCUCCUCAAGCUCCUCGGAGUCAUCUUGCUCCCCAAGCGACUCAUGUGCCUCAGGCUCCUCAGGCUAAGGCCCCCCGUACUGCUGGUGCUCCUCAAGCUCUCCAACCCCCUCGGACCCCUCCGACUGCUCAAUCUCAUCCAGCUCCCCAAACCUCUCAAGACCGCCCGGUAUCCCAAGCUCCCAAGGCUCCUCAGGCUGCUCGGAGUCAUCCGACCCACCAAACGACUCAGGUGGUUCCGGCCCCUCCGCCUGUUCAAGCCGCAGCUAUCCCAGUUUCCGAGAAGCAGCAGCAGCCCCAGCAACCAGUGAUCGUGACAGGCUCGUUGCCAGUGACAGGCGCUGCUGUUAGUGGAGUGCCUAAACAGGAACUAGAUGUUCACGGAUAUCUUGCUAUGCUCAGGACGAGUGACCCUACUCUCUAUAACUCAAUUAUUUCGGAUGCCCUGAGGAAUCAGUCACCACUCAUUGAGACGCUACAAACCUUACAAUUGCCUGUAUCCACUCCCGUUGCACAGCCUGCUACCCCUAACCAGGCCGAAGCUCUGCAACUUGCCCCACAACAGCAACAGCAGCUUCAGCCUGUGCCUUCUCCCGCUGGGAAAAUUGCUACUUCACACCAGCCACAACCUCCGCGACAGGUUCCGCGACAGGUUCCGCAACAGGCUCCACAACAGGCCCCGCAAAAGGCCCCGCAAAAGGCUCCGCAACAGGCUCCGCAACAGGCUCCGCAACAGGCUCCGCAACAAGCUCCGCAACAGGUUCCUCCGCAACAGGCUCUUCCGCUGCAGCAGGUUCCGUGGGCAUCACAACCGCCACAGAUAUCGCAUUUGCGACCAGCUCAACCUUUGCAGCAGUCUCGGAUUUCCGCCCCUGCGAUCGGUGGUUCUGUUUGCCAGCCUUCUGCUCCAGGUCAAACGCUCCAGGCACCACAUGGAGUCACAACGCCAUCGCAGAAGCGGCCACUGCCGGUCGCGGACAUUGAGGUGCUCGCAGCAGCGGCAUGUGCAUUCCAUCUGACCAAAGGGGUAUCCGUUCUAGUCGAGACGAUCAAGCAGUUGCUUCGGGACGCCAACGAUUUCGACAUCAUGUGUGCAUACUUCGACACUCUAGGGCACUUGUACGAUAGAGAUAGAUCAACUCCGGGGUCCAGGACAUGCCGGAGAUACCCCGAGCGGUGUUCGGAGCGGGAGGAGGGCUCAAGGAAGCUCGACAGUCGUAGUCACACCUCCAUCAGGACCCGCGCAGAUAAAUUCUACGGCAGCCCAGCUGAAAUGGCAAUAACAGCAAUGUCAGCACCACCCGAAAACAUCGUGGUUCUCGACGACUCUCCCCCUCCGCCAGCAGCGGCCGAAUAUUUGGCCCCGCCGGAGAUGGCUUGCAUGGAUAUCGACAAUCACUCUCCCAGUAACGGUGGCGGCCAAGUGCACACUGAUGGUAUCACACUCUCCGGACUAGGAACGGAGACCCCCCCAAGCAUCGUCCCAGCUUUAAGCGGAGGAGGCCCUUCGCUGCGCGAUCCAAACGCACAACAUAUUGGUUCGAUGCAGUGGCCGCAGUUCAAUCAGCCACUAGCCAAGGUGAUCUCCAGAAAGAAAGCUGCAAGGGUGUCCAAAUACGAUCCAGCCACCAUCGCGCGCGACAUCCUGAUAGCCGCACGCAGGCAUCCAACCGAGCGUGGACUCAACGACCAUCUGCUGCCUCUCAAGGAGAACUUAGGCCUCGAUUGGAGCUGCGAUCUCUCCACCAUCAGAUGGGAUCUCGUCGACCCAAACCCUAUUCUUCUCGAUGCUGCCGAUGGAGAAGUUGAGAUGGAUGGUGCGCCUAUUGCGUUGUCGACACCAGUCAUCUCUAAGAAGCGAGCUCGCAACCAUGCUCGUAGAUCUGCACCGGGAGGCCAAGCUUCGGAAGUUGCCGCUACACCAAAAGUCCGUGGCAUCAAAAAUGCGGCUCCUGUACCACAUAGCGCGCCGUCAUACCGCGCUUCUUCGCGUCGUGCAACCAACUUUGAAACGCAACCCAUCUUCAUCGACUCAUGUCCAGAGUCCUCAACUUCGCCGAUGACCUCAGAACAGCCAGCCAAGCGACGCCGAACGCAGGACACAGCGAGCUCUUUCACUCCGUCGAAUUCCCGCGCUCGCAAAUUCAAGCGAUUCGGCUGCAAAUGGAAGGACUGUGCUGCGGAACUCCACAAUAUCGACAAUCUCAAGCGCCACCUCUUGACUCAUAAGCAGGGCAGUUUUGACAGGGACCGGUUCACGUGCAACUGGCUCGGAUGCGCUCGGCCACUUACAAAGAAGCAGAAAGCGAUGGCCGGCGAACACCCACCGAUAUUGUUCGAGUUUGCAAGCGAGCAGGAAUGGGCAGCCCACCUCGACGUUCAUACCGAUGCUGUUAUGCAGAGUUUCGGAAUGGGACCAGCAGUAUUACUGUCAGACCCGGAAUCGGGUGUCUCGGAUGUCGACUACCUCUCCGACCACGCCGGCAAUCAGAUCACGCCAAUCGCUUCGGCCUCGACACCGCUCCACAAAUUCUUGCCGCCGCCUGGAUUCCCAAUGACGAAGCUUUUCAAAAUUGCCCAUGGAAUCAACUCGCCGAAAACUGCGCGUGUGACGAAGGCGCAGCGCCAGCUGUGCGAUCGCUAUGGCACGCUGGGUGCUGGCACGUUAGGAGGCCAGAUUGGCGAUCUGCUGGAUACCGACUGGCAGGCUCUACUCAACGACACGCACAUGCGAAUCGUCAAAAGUCCUUUCCAGAAGCCAUCUUAG